AUGCCUCCAAAGAAGGAAAGAUCCAGAAAGAAGAAGGACCCUAACGCCCCAAAGCGUGCGUUGUCCGCAUACAUGUUCUUUGCCAACGCGCAACGUGACAUCGUGAGAGCAGAGAACCCGGGCAUUGCGUUCGGGCAGAUCGGUAAGCUCCUCGGCGAGAAGUGGAAGUCCAUGGACGCAGAGAAGAGAGAGCCAUACGAAAACAAGGCGGAGGCCGACAAGAAGAGAUACGAGCUCGAGAAGGCCGACUACUUGAAGAGAAAGGAAAACGAAUACUUGGAAAAACACGAAGCCUAA
Molecule: messenger RNA, 297 nt
Organism: Pichia membranifaciens NRRL Y-2026
Lineage: Eukaryota; Fungi; Ascomycota; Pichiomycetes; Pichiales; Pichiaceae
Exons: 1
Coding region: 1-297 (98 amino acids)
Source: RefSeq, a predicted model, not a curated record